CCACUGGGCGAGACUGUCUUUCUGUGUUGGCCGCAAAAGAGGAGGGGAGAUGCUGCCUGGAGUCUGGAGAAGGGCCGCCGCCAUUAUUGGGAAGCUGACAAAAAAUAAGACUUACCCACACACCGCCACACAUUUUUAGGCUGCCAGCAGCCCAACAACACUAGCGAAGAAGACCGGAAUCCAUACUUGUUUUCCUCUUUUUUUGUUUUUUAAACCUUCGAUCGGAUCAUUGAGGACAGCUGGCCCCCUUUUCCCUCUCUUGGCGAAUCUUUUAUUUUGCACACAACAAAGGAAAUAAUAAUUGCUCCAAACAACGUGGUGGCGAAGCAAGAGACAAAAAGACUCCGAAUGGACGCGCUUUAAACUUGGAAUCCCUCCAUUUAACCCCUCGUUCCUCGUUCCCAGGCGUGUUGAAGACGACUUUGUGUGGCAUUUUGACUGCUUUCCCCCCUGAACUAGCGUUUGUUGGUUAGCCCUCCGGCACACACUCGCACACGCAGAAAUGCUAAUGUGAAAACUUCAGACGUGAGAGUAUAAAGUGACAAGAAAUGGACACUUGAACACUUUUCGCUCCUGAAAGCGGAUAAUAAUCGAUGAAAGUGUUGGCGGGCACUGUUUUGGUCUCUUUCUAAAGACGGCGAGGAGGAAAGGAGUGGACGGAAUCUGAAGGGGGAAGGAAUGUUAUGGGUCAGAUCAGAGUAUAGCGAAUCCUCUUGCACGGGAUACCCGUGUCCUUGGCAGCCUCCCCCUCUGGCUAGAGCUUGAGGCAAGCAUGACAGGAUGAGCUUCUGCCAGCGAUGAUGAUGGCCAAAAAGCAAGAUGUGCGGGCUCCCACCUACAACCUGGUCGUAGUUGGGCUGUCUGGUACAGAGAAAGAUAAGGGCCAAUGUGGAGUGGGAAAGUCCUGCCUGUGCAACCGCUUCGUCCGGCCAAGUGCUGAUGACUUCUACCUGGACCACACCUCAGUUCUCAGCACCAGUGACUUUGGAGGUCGCGUAGUGAACAAUGACCACUUCCUUUUCUGGGGAGAGGCUGGUAGGACUGUGGAGGAGGGGCCGGAGUGCCGUAUGAAUGUGGUGGAGCAGACAGAAUUCAUUGAUGACCAGACAUUCCAGCCACAUCGAAGCACAGCACUGCAGCCAUACAUAAAGAGAGCUGCCUCCACCAAGUUGGCUUCAGCUGAGAAGCUGAUGUACUUUUGCACAGACCAGUUGGGGCUAGAGCAGGACUUUGAACAGAAACAGAUGCCUGAAGGCAAGCUCAUGGUAGAUGGAUUCUUACUCUGUGUGGAUGUUAGCAGGGGCAUGAACCGCAGCUUUGAGGAUCAGAUGAAGUUUGUUACAAAUCUGUACAACCAACUUGCCAAAACUAAGAAACCUGUGGUACUGGUUCUCACCAAAUGCGAUGAAGGAGUUGAACGCUACAUUAAAGACUCGCACACCUUUGCACUAGCAAAGAAAAACCUCCAGGUGGUCGAAACAUCAGCACGCUCCAAUGUUAAUGUUGACUUAGCCUUUUUGACACUUGUUCAACUAAUUGACAAAAGUAGAGGAAAGCCUAAAAUAAUCCCUUACUUUGAGGCACUGAAACAGCAGAGUCAACAAAUUGCUUCAGCCAAGGACCGCUAUGAGUGGCUUGUCAAUCGAAUUGUGAAGAACCACAAUGAGUUGUGGCCAAGUGUCAGUCGCCGGAUGCAGACGGCUCCAGAAUACAAGGAAUAUGUCUUCCUUGAGGGCACAGCUAAAGCAAAGAAACUAUUCCAACAACACGUUCAUAGACUAAAGCAAGACCAUAUCGAGAAACGCAGGAAAGCAUAUCUAAGUACUCUACCACAGGCCUUGUCUAUACUACUACCACAGUUGGAUGAGAUUGACCACUUGAGCUGGUCUGGAGUUCAGAAAGUGUUGGAGACCAAGAGAGAUUUUUCACAUUGGUUUGUUGUACUAGAUGACACACCAUGGGAGACCACACCCCACAUUGACAACAUGGAGGAUGAUCGCAUACCACAGGACCUCCUUGAAACUCGCACGGCUGAGGCUAUUUACGAGACCCACUUGGAGCAGCUAAGGAAUGACCGCAAGCGGGCUGAAAUGAGAUGGGAGUUUAAGGAGAAGCUGAGUGUCUCUCCAUUCAUUUCUCCAGGUAAACCGUGGGAAGAAGCACGUAGCUUCAUCAUGAAUGAAGACUUUUACCAGUGGCUUGAUGAAGCAGAAUAUUUGGAUAUCUACAAUAAACACCAGAAGGAGAUUAUUGACAGAGCCAAAGAGGACUUCCAAGAAUUGCUUCUUGAAUACUCUGAGCUUUUUUAUGAACUGGAGGUGGAUGCAAAGCCAAGUAAAGAAAAAAUGGGAGCAAUACAGGAACUGCUGGGUGAGGAACAAAGGUUUAAAGCCUUACAAAAACUGCAGGCAGAGAGAGACGCGUUGGUAUUAAAACAUAUCCACUUUGUCUACCACCCCACAAAGGACACCUGCCCCAACAGCCCCCACUGUGUGGACUCUAAACUUGAGCAGAUACUUGCCUCUAGAUUCCCCACUCGCUAUGCGUCACCAGAUAGUUCAAGAGUAGACGGAGGCAGAGCGGAAAGGAUAAAUCUGGUCAUCCUUGGCAAAGAUGGGCUUGCCAGAGAGAUGGCCAAUGAAAUAAGGGCAUUGUGUACCAGUGACGAUCGGUACGUGCUAGAUGGAAAGAUAUAUGAAUUAGCCCUUCGACCCAUAGAAGGCAAUGUACGUCUGCCAGUUAAUUCCUUCCACACACCAACCUUUGCACCCCAUGGUUGCCUGUGUUUGUACAACUCAAAAGAAUCACUAUCAUAUGUUGUUGAGAGUUUAGAAAAGCUUCGAGAGUCAACCAUAAGUAGAAGGGACAGAGAAAACCUUUUAGCCCAACUUCCACUUUUCCUCCUGCUCGUGACUAAGCGUGGGGUUGGUUCAAUUGGGGAUAUUGGAGGGGAAACUGCUCACACUCUUAUCCAGCAAGGGGUGCAGGUGGCUGGAAAGCAGCAGUGCCGUUACUUAGAACCAGCCUCUCCAGGCAUGGGCUAUGGGCGCAAUUUCAAUGAAAAGCAUCUCAAUCAGAUGUUGCGAGGUCUGUUAGAGUCCCGGAGAAGUCUGCGUAGCAGCUCACCACCCAUACCUCCUUCAUUAUCAGCCUUUAGAGACUCUCAGUCCCAACCAGUUCUAGAAUCAGACCUCAAGAUUGUCAUGUGCCUCAUGUGCGGAGACACGUAUGAUCUGGAUCAGCUCCUUGCUCCUUUCUUGUUGCCCCAGCAUUGUCGCCCUACUAGCAGCCUCCAUAGUGGCACCUCUGUCCUGCUGGAUCUGAGUGUUGGUAGUCAGAGGCAGACUAUUGAGCUGUCUUUGCUGUCCUUCCACUCCUCAUUCACUCUCCGCAAGACUAAACUGGUCCAUGGCUACAUUGCAGUUUAUUCAGCUCGCCGGAAAGCGUCUUUGGAAACGUUAUGUGCUUUCCUUUGUGAAGUUCAAGACAUCAUUCCAGUCCAGUUGUUAGCAGUUGGGGAAAGCCAGAUGGAGCUUUCAGACUCCGAGUCAGCCAGGGAACAGGUCAGUCAAGGAGAGGAACUUGCUCAUGAAAUUGACGCAAGGUUUAGCACAAUAAUAUGUGGGCAUGGAGGAGUUGUAGGCGGGCUCCAUAAAAUAGAUCUUUUCCAAUCUUUUCUCAAGGAUAUAGUUGAGCAGCGCACCAUUAUCGAAGCUACACACAUGUAUGAUAAUGUGGCGGAAGCCUGCACCAAUGAGAGCACCAGCCCCCGUUGCGGCUCUCCCAGUCCAGUUAACAUUCUUAUGGACUCAGAAGAUGAUAUUGACCCUUCACCACCUUACCCAACCCUGAGAGAAGAUGGAGGCCUUGGCUCCCAUCUGGUUAGCUUUAAACUGCCUGAUAUGGAUUCAAGUGAUACAUUUUCUGUCAUUUCUGAGCUCAGUACUUUUGAGAGUAAGCUGAACAACAAGGUGCCUCCACAAGUGAAACCUAAACCUGUCCGCAAGGUCAAUCUAGGUCCUUAUAUGGACCAGCAGGUUGGCACCAACAGACGUUCCUUGCCGCAAGCUGUCACCUGGGCUCCAGGUAGUGAUGGUGGCUACGAUCCCUCGGAUUAUGCAGAGCCGAUGGACGCUGUGAGCAAACCUCGACAUGGAGAAGAGGAGAGUAUUUACUCCGUCCCUCAUGAUAGCACGCAAGGCAAGAUUAUCACUAUUCGCAACGCCAACAAAGGUCACGCCAACGGGAGUGCUGGUGGAAAUGGGUCGGACAGUGAGGCCGAUAGCAGCUCACUGGAACGUAGAAGAAAAUUGUCAGCCAUUGGCAUAAAGCCCAAGCUUUACAGAGAUAGAUCUAAACGACUUGGGAAGUUCAGCAGUUUUAGAACAAGCUUCUCAAUAGGCAGUGACGAUGAAAUGGGUGGUCCACCUAAAGCUAGCCAGGAUGACGGAGGAGGCCAAAAGGACAAUUCCAUUGAAGAGAGUGAAGAUCCGAAAAGGAGAAAUAUCCUAAAGAGCCUGCGCAGAAAUACAAAGAAACAGCGAGCCAAGCCGAGACAUUCCAUUUCAAAACCUAUUGAGAGCAACUACUUCGGAAUGCCUCUGGUUGCCGCGGUAACUCUGGAGAGGCCCAUCCCAGUGUUCAUUGAGAAGUGUAUCCGAUUUAUCGAAACCACAGGCUUGAGCACUGAGGGGAUCUACAGGGUUAGCGGGAACAAGGCGGAGAUGGAGAGCAUGCAACGUCAAUUUGACCAAGAUCACAACCUGGACCUGGUGGAAAAAGACUUCACGAUCAACACAGUAGCUGGAGCAAUGAAGGCCUAUUUCUCCGAGCUUCCCGAGCCUCUGGUGCCAUACAGCAUGCAAGGAGAACUGGUGGAGGCCUUCAAGAUCAACGAUAGGGAGCAGCGCUUCCAGACGAUGAAGGACAUUCUCCUCCGCUUUCCUCGGGAGAAUUAUGAGGUCUUCAAAUAUGUUACCAGCCACUUAAACAAGGUGAGUCAGAACAGCAAGCUGAACUUGAUGACUAGCGAGAACCUGUCCAUCUGCUUCUGGCCGACACUGAUGCGUCCCGACUUCACCACCAUGGACGCGCUGACGGCUACACGCACCUACCAGACAAUCAUCGAGAGCUUCAUCCAUCAAUGUGCGUACUUCUUCUACAAUCAACCUCUGGCCGACGGCCCUCCUGGCUCGCCCACCUCUACGCUCUCCUACGGCGGGGGCACCUCGGCGUACUCGUGCAUGGCCGCCGGUUACUCUUCCUCGCCGGCUCCGUCCCCUCCGACACCUUACGUCCUCCCCGCCACUCCUCCAGUUAUCCCUCACUACGGCCCACCCAUCCACCAUCACCACCACCACCACCACCAAUCCCCGCCCCGUUCCCCGCCACCCACCCCCCAGUUACCUCUCCCCGCCCUUCUGCCACCCUCCCUGCACCCUCACCACCCACCUACGGAACAACACACGCUGUGAAACACCAAGGGAUCAAGGGAAAAUCAAAAAAGAGAUUUAUGAGUGCUUCAGAAAGAGAUUAGGACUAGUAGAAACCAGGAACAGGAAGUGGGAAGAUGACAUUGAGGUAUCUGCAGUAUGUACAGUGAGAUACUUUGGGAGAAGAGUGCUUGUAUAGAAGGCCCCCACUGGCCACUUCACUUCCUAUUUUUCCCCCUCUCCUUGUCACCUAACCAGGGGAACAACAUGACAAUGAAUAGUGAGAUGUUGCCGGGACCUAGGAAGGACUCAGGGCGGGACUCCAAGACACUAUCGACACAUGUACGGCCACGAAACAUUUUUUUUUUUUUACCUAGCUAGAGGCCCUGCUUGCACACAUUUGCUCACUCAAAUUCUUGUCUCUACACACAUGCACACAGACAAAGACGGUUUCACUCGAGGCUCUUUGCCAGGCAACGGAGAGAGAGCAAGGAGGGAAAAAAACUCAAACAACCGGAUCUGCAGAUCGUCAGGGCAAAGGAUCAUGGGUGCACUCACGCCCUUGGCAUUCAAUAUACUGUAUGUUCACGCUCGAUCUGGAUGGGAGCGUGAUUACCAAGUUACUGUUAUUAUUUUUUUAAGUCGGCCCACACCUAAUGUUUCCGUCUUUCUGUUGCCAAACAGUCAAUGUGUGAAUGUGUUUUUUUGAACCUGCGUGUGUGUGCCAGUUUUCAAAGUAAGGACCUUGUUCAAAAAGCACUUUUCUUAGCACUUUCAAGGCACGUUUUUUUUUUAAUUAUCAGAGCUGUGACUUCACGUUCCUCUCACUCGCUUUUUUGGGAGCACACCACUGACAUCUAGAGGAGCAAUCGGGGUAUUGCAGCCACUACAUGGGCGUUGCACCAUAUCUUUCACUGCUGAUAUUUUCAUGUCCGCUUUGUUUUUUUUCUAAGACUGUGUUAUCAAACCUUUUGUGAGCCAAGGCACAUAUUUUACAUUAGGAGAAUCUCACUCCCAAAAACAUAUCCCAAAUGGUUACACAAAUUAAUUCCCAUCGAGCAGAAGAGUAUGUCUGCGGCUAGGUCAUUUUCAUCACACCUCUGUCAUGGCGCACUUGUUUCGAGAGGUGAUAUUUUAAUGGUGAAGCAUUAUAUGUUGUCUUUAAAAAAAUAUUUUUUAAAAUUUUGACAAGUUGCAUCCUCACAACACAGUGGCUUCUCUGCAAGCGCCCCCCAUUUGGACCUUUAAAAAUAGUUCUAAAAAUGCUAAUAAUGUUUAAGAAAUUUUGAGACUGGUUUCUCGUUUUAGCUUUAUUUUAAUAAGGUGUAUUAGGGCCACAUAUUUGUUUUUGUUUUUUUCCCCAAAUAAUUCAGAAUACAUUUGUAAAGUUGUGAUUAAAAUAUCAGAAAUGAAUUGUUCGAAUUUGGCUGACUUAGGGAAGCAUAAGAAAAAUUAAUACAGACGAUAUGGAACCUUUCACGUAACCAGUCGAAGAAUUACUUUACUUACUUUUUUUUCACCCAUAACAAAAAAAAAAAGAUAAAAAAUGUCAAUAAAGCCGUAAAAUAUAUUUUCCUUCUGAAAUGUAUUAAUACAGUUUUUUUGUUGUUGUUGUCAUAUUACCAUUUUUAUUAUUUUAAAAAUGUGUACACCCACCUAUUUUCCAUACUGCUCAUUUUGUGAAAUUUAAAAUGAGCAACACAACAUUAUAUAGACAAAAAACUAUGGCUAGCUUCUUGUAAUAUUUCCAGUUUAAUCUUGGAAAUAUAUAUAUAAUUUAAAGUUUUUCCUCCAAUUUUUUCUUGCGAAUUCAUAUUGCUUCUUGCGUUCCGACUUCAUGCAGACUGCAGAUUUUUUUUCCCUCUCAUGAUGAAUAUGCGGUAAAAUAAAUCCCCCCUGUUAAACUUGUAAUUUGCCUGUAUGUAGAAAAAAAAAUGUAAAUUUUAUGACAUUAUAAUCCAUUUGUAUUCUUGCAGUGACAGUUUUUGUAAGAUUUGAAAAUGAAGUGAUAAGAUUACAAACAAAAUGUACAUUCCGGGAAAAAUGCAUUUUGUCACAUUGUCACCAUUUUACAAAUGUAUUUUGCUUAUUUAAAAACUUUUCCAUUGUGGCCCUAAUAACCUUGAUAACCUAAUCAUGUGUCCCUGGGAAUAGCAAACAAGCUCUUUUAGGCUCAGUUUCCUUCCCCUAUGACUUGACCCCCUAUGCCAUACUGCCCCUAGUGUCCCUGCCAUGGCACUACAACUCCUUGUCUCUCCCCAUCAGAGUCGAUCUUGUUGUUUUUCGGGAAAAGAGAUGGGAACAGACAGUCCAUUCAUCCGUCUGCACCACCGGAACAGAGCAUCCCAAAUUCCCUUCCCUGUCCUGCUGUUACCGUAGAAACCAAUGAGACCGGGGGCUCCGGAAGAGCCAUAAUCCAAACCGCUUUUGAAGUGUGUCUUUGUGUAUUGUUACACAGAUGCUCACCAAGGUCACCUGAAUCCUCCCAGCUAGGCCCGAACGCCUUUUAAACAAUCACUGAACUUUUACAGGAGAUAUGAAUUACAACACUACCUUGUGUACAUGUAUGUGUAAGCUUUUGUGUGCUGGAAUUAAGAGUGUGUAUGUUGGACGAGGUGAGCAUGGCAGACGUCCAGACAGCAACGUGAUCCAAACAAAGGUGACGGCGAGGAAUGCGGCUGCUCGAUGCCCCCGCCGGGUAAGCCUGUUUGCUCAUCUACAUGAUUUGGGACAAGCGGAGUGGGAUGAUUACUUGGGAGAGAGAAAUGUGACCACUGGUAGUGUGUGUUAACCAGUGGGUCCAAUCUGUGUUGAACUGACUGUCAGGCAGCCAAAGACUGGACAAAAAAGGUGACAGUGCAGAACAAUUGAACUAUAAAUGAAAAAAAAAAGUGACUUUUCCCCCCCAAGCAAACAUGACAGAUGUCUGUUAAGUUAAAAUGAAAAAAUGAAGAGGAAAAAAAACAGUAUAUUGAAUGAGUUUUUUAUGGUAUGUCAGGGUGGGCCAGGGUCUAACAUUUUGCCUCUUUAGUCUGUGGUGAUAGGAAGAAGAAAAAAAUCUUUUUUUAUGUUAAUAGUAAAUAAUGCUUUUAAAAAAUUUCUUUGGUGCCCACUAUAGUGCAUGAAUUCUUCCCAACAAAGGAAGAGGAGGGUUUCACCACUCGGGAGUAUUUAAGACAUAAUUAAAUAAUAUUCUGAACUCUUCUGAGAGGUGGUGUCGUAUUGGGAGAAAAAAAAAACAAUGAAAUACUGUAUACUGAAAAGAUAUGUCAAUUUGCUGAGUCUGGUAAUUUGUCUUGAUGGGAAUGGUGUAUACAGCAAGGCCUUAUGUGAUCUGUAUCAUAGUUAAUAAAUGAAAUCUUGUACAAUGAGGGUUUUGUCACUUUUGAAUUCUCAAGUUAAUACUGCAAUUUAGAAAAAGACAUCAAAGUGCUUCAGACAACAUCAGAUGAUCGUGUGAAAAACUGUCUUUCCUUUGUGCUUAACUCAUUUGCUCCCAAAAAUGUAUAAAUACGUUUUAUUUUUAAUUGUUUCAGUUGCCACGUUUACAUGGAGCCAAAUAUUCCAAUUAUAAUCGGAAUAUUUGUUCAAACCGAAUAAAUGUGUUCCAUAUAAACACCUCAUUCGGAAUGAACAGGCCCAAACCGAAUGGAAUUUCAUUCCGAUUCACAGGGGUGGAAUAUUCCUUUUCUCAAACCGAUUAGAAGUAAAAUUAUAUCAUGUAAACAGGGAAGCGGAAUGGUGUCUGGUUGCGUUCUUUCUGCACAUGCUCCGUACUGACAUGGUGACGUCACUUUGUGACGUAAGUAACGUCACUUGCAACAUGGCUUCCAAGCACAGCGCACCUAAUUGGAGUCCGGCGGAAAGAUUGUAUUUAAUUCAAACUUUAAAAGAAUUGAAUAUAAUUGCUCGCUUAGACGGGCGUAAAACGAGGAACAGUGAACUAUUUAAAAAAGUUCACGAGAGGUUACACGAAGCCGGAAUAGACCGGAGCAUUGACCAGAUUAGAAACCGGUGGAAAACUGGCUACUACAAGGCAAAAAAAGAGCAAAACAGCAGAAGCGGAUACGACCCCACAAACACAACAAGUGGGUUAAAGUUAAAACAGCAGCACUCCGACGAUCGAUCUCCAUGUUUUGCAACGUGACGCUUUGUUUUGAUUAAUCUGCGCAUGUCAGACGGCAGUUGUCUAACGUCCUUUCGGAAUAAAGGCAGUCACAUGUAAACGCUGGAUCGGAAUAGAUGAAGUGACAUGUAAACAGCUGAU
Corythoichthys intestinalis (scribbled pipefish) is the source of this 9699-nucleotide messenger RNA. It is a transcript of the gene arhgap35a, whose product is annotated as Rho GTPase activating protein 35a. Gene Ontology annotation, molecular function: GTPase activity; GTPase activator activity; GTP binding. Gene Ontology annotation, biological process: regulation of cell size; regulation of axonogenesis; Rho protein signal transduction. The record is from RefSeq and is a predicted model, not a curated record. The transcript is spliced from 7 exons. Gene Ontology annotation, cellular component: cytosol. The coding region runs from base 798 to 5474 and encodes 1558 amino acids. NCBI's taxonomy places the organism in Eukaryota, Metazoa, Chordata, Actinopteri, Syngnathiformes, Syngnathidae.